AUCACCCAGGAUGCACCUGUCCAACUAAACUGAGAAAAGCCAUUUUGUUGCGUUAGCUGUGGCUAAUGUGUGGUUAAAGUGAUGUCAGUGUUUUUGUUUAGUGUCGCAAAAUUAAACAUUUUAAUUGUUAAUACUUGUUUAUAGUCGAGAGUCGCAUGGGCCGCAGACAACGAUACGCUGAACCAAAGACGACGGAUUGUUUGGAAAGCAGCUCUCACCGCAGAGAGGCGAUUGAACAAUCUUGUGCAGAACAUCGAACCAUAACAGCGUUGAGUAAGAAUUAAUCUGAUAAUGGCAGAGGAUACGCGACAGGACAGGAGAGCCAGCUUCUCUGCUCUGACAGAGCACACCAACGGGGUGGCCAGGACCUCCGCUAUGGCAUCAGGCAAAACUGGCUCUUCAAAGAAAUUAGUCAUCAAAAAUUUCAAAGACAGGCCAAAACUAGCUGAGAACUACACAGAGGACACUUGGCUGAAGCUACGAGAUGCAGUAGGUGCCAUCCAGAACAGCACGUCCAUAAAGUACAAUCUGGAAGAACUCUAUCAGGCAGUGGAGAACUUGUGCUCAUAUAAAGUCUCCCCCAGGCUCUACAAGCAACUGAGGCAAGUCUGUGAAGACCAUGUCCAGGCCCAAAUUCACCAGUUUAGAGAAGAGUCAUUGGAUAACCUUUCCUUCCUGAAGCGGAUUAAUCGCUGCUGGCAGGACCACUGCAGGCAAACUAUAAUGAUCCGUAGUAUCUUUCUGUUCCUGGAUCGAACUUAUGUACUUCAGAACUCCCUCCUGCCUUCAAUCUGGGAUACCGGCUUGGAGCUGUUUCGUACCCACAUUGUGAGUGACAGUGCAGUUCAAAAGCGUACUGUGGAUGGCAUUUUGGAGCAGAUAGAACUUGAGCGGCAUGGAGAGACUGUAGAUCGCAGCCUUCUCAGAAGCCUCCUGGGCAUGCUUUCAGACCUGCAGGUCUACAAAGAUUCCUUUGAGGAGCGAUUUUUGAAUGAAACCAAUCGUCUGUAUGCAGCAGAGGGACAGAGGCUGAUGCAAGAGAGAGAUGUGCCUGAGUAUCUGCAUCAUGUAGCUCGUCGCUUGGAUGAGGAGAAUGAUCGUAUCAUGAGCUACCUCGACCAGAGCACUCAGAAGCCACUUAUUACUUGUGUUGAGAAACAACUUUUAGGAGAACAUAUGACAGCAAUUCUACAAAAAGGUCUGAGCACCCUGCUGGAUGAGAACCGUGUGACUGAGCUGACUCUGCUUUACCAGCUCUUCAGUAAGGUGAAGGGAGGGCUCACGACAUUGCUGCAGUUCUGGAAGGAUUACAUCAAGUGCUUUGGUGGAGAGAUUGUAUGUACACCAGAGAAAGACAAGGAUAUGGUGCAAGACCUGCUUGACUUCAAGGACAAGAUGGAUAAUGUGGCUCAGAGCUGUUUUGCAAGAAAUGAGGCCUUCAUUAAUGCCAUGAAGGAAGCUUUUGAGACCUUCAUCAACAAGAGGCCCAACAAACCUGCUGAACUUAUUGCUAAAUAUGUUGACUCUAAGUUAAGAGCAGGUAACAAAGAAGCCACAGAAGAGGAGCUGGAAAGAAUUUUGGACAAGAUAAUGAUAAUAUUCCGUUUCAUACAUGGAAAAGAUGUGUUUGAAGCUUUUUAUAAGAAGGACUUGGCCAAACGCCUACUGGUUGGCAAGAGUGCUUCUGUUGAUGCUGAGAAGUCUAUGCUCUCGAAGCUCAAACAUGAAUGCGGAGCAGCAUUUACUAGUAAGCUGGAAGGUAUGUUUAAGGACAUGGAACUGUCCAAAGACAUCAUGGUCCAGUUCAAACAGUACAUACAGAACCAGAGUGAAGCCUGUAACAUUGAGCUGACUGUAAACAUUCUUACUAUGGGUUAUUGGCCUUCAUACACACCCAUGGAAGUCCAUCUGCCCUCAGAGAUGGUGAAACUGCAGGAGGUGUUUAAGUUGUUCUACCUGGGGAAGCACAGUGGAAGGAAGCUGCAGUGGCAGGCCACUCUGGGUCACGCUGUCCUCAAGGCGGAGUUCAAAGAGGGGAAGAAGGAGGUGCAGGUUUCUCUUUUCCAGACACUGGUGUUGCUGAUGUUCAAUGAGGGAGAGGAAUUCAGCAUGGAGGAGAUCCUCACCGCCACGGGCAUUGAGGAGGGUGAGCUCAGGCGUACGCUGCAGUCCCUGGCCUGUGGAAAAGCACGUGUCCUCAACAAACAUCCUCGGGGGAAAGAUGUGGAGGAUGGAGAUCGUUUCACUUUCAACAAUGAUUUCAAGCACAAAUUGUUCCGCAUCAAAAUCAAUCAAAUCCAAAUGAAGGAAACGGUGGAGGAGCAGGUAAGCACCACUGAGCGGGUCUUCCAGGAUAGACAGUAUCAGAUCGAUGCAGCUGUGGUGCGCAUCAUGAAGAUGAGGAAAACCCUCGGUCACAACCUCCUGGUGUCGGAACUCUACAACCAGCUGAAGUUCCCGGUCAAGCCAGGUGACCUAAAGAAGCGGAUCGAGUCCCUCAUUGAUAGAGACUACAUGGAACGUGACAAAGAGACUCCUAACCAGUACCACUAUGUUGCCUGAGGGGUGUGCUGCUGUCGUUGCCUCACUUUCCUCACAGCAAGUAUGCGGCUGGACCCUCUGAUACAGCACACAGCCUUUAAGCCACCUGGCUCUCUGGUGCCCGACUUUUCCUCCGUCCACUGUUGUGAAGUGGGCUUCCGGAUCACACAGUGCUGGAGAGCAACAAGAGACUUGGCCGAGCAGGACCCGCGUGAGGCGGAACAGGAGGAGGCCGGUUUUUGUUUGGUUGGUUUAUGUAACUUGCAGAAUUCACCACAAAAAUACUUAGCACUUUCUUGUUUUUCUUUUCAUUGGGGUUGUUUUCUUUUUGUUUUAAUUCCCCCCCAUGUAUUUUGUAUGUUGGCUGUUUUAUUGUUUUAGUUUUAUUGUUUUUAAGGAGUUGCUAGUAGUGGCUGCUUGCAGGACAGGAUGCAAACCCGGCUGCCUUUGCAGAGCAGCAGCUGUGUUCUGGAGCUGGCUGAAACAGGCCAGAGCGGUUUGUUCCGUAAGAGGAUUAACCCUUUGUAACGAUGUGCAGAUGAGACACUUAGGAUUUCUUUAGCUUUCUCAUAUGUUUUGACCAAAAUGUUCAUGUCCAGUGCUGUGUGCAGAUGUUUUUGUAGAUCUGAUUUUGUUGGAUGUCUGAGUGUGGAAAGUGAAUUUGUUUGUUUUUUUUGUUGUUUUUUUUGAAUAAAUGGAUAUUUAAUGAU
Messenger RNA from Thalassophryne amazonica, 3251 nucleotides. It is a transcript of the gene cul4a, whose product is annotated as cullin 4A. The transcript is spliced from 21 exons. The record is from RefSeq and is a predicted model, not a curated record. Gene Ontology annotation, molecular function: ubiquitin protein ligase binding. Gene Ontology annotation, cellular component: Cul4A-RING E3 ubiquitin ligase complex. Gene Ontology annotation, biological process: ubiquitin-dependent protein catabolic process; DNA damage response; protein ubiquitination. The coding region runs from base 292 to 2562 and encodes 756 amino acids. Lineage: Eukaryota; Metazoa; Chordata; Actinopteri; Batrachoidiformes; Batrachoididae.